AUGCCAACCCUCGCGGCUCUACUCGGUCCUUCCCCCGUUCUCUAUGACGGCGGUCAGGGAACCACUCUCGCAGACUUCUACAGCGCGGACACAUCGUCGCCUGUGUGGUCUUCAGCUGUAGUAGAGACCCAUCCUGAAAUCCUUGUCGACAUGAUUGUACGCUUCAUGAAAGCUGGAGCCCGUGUCGUCAAUACUGCUACAUACCAAGCGGCGUACAGCACGUAUGCACUCGCAGGCCAUCCCGAGCCUCAAGAUGCCGAACGCCUGAUGCGCACCGCCGUCCACCUCGCCGCAAAGGCACGAGAUCAAUUCGCUUUGGCUUCUCCCGCGCAAUCGCACGAUGCCAAAAUUGCACUCAGCCUCGGAUCGUUUGGCGCGACGCUCGUACCAGUUGCGCACGAGUUCGACGGAGUGUAUCCUGCCCCAUACGGCCCGGCCACACCAUCCGCUCGGUUUCCUCCAGAACAAGACAUCGAAGAGAAGGCAGCCGAGGAUGCGCUGAUGAACUUCCAUCUCGAGCGACUACGCAUCUACGCCCGCGAUAAGGAGACAUGGAACGAAGUCGACAUGCUCGCCUUUGAGACUGUCCCACUUCUGCGCGAGGUACACGCUAUACGAAGGGCCGUCACUGCGCUGUACGACGAGGGCGCUGAGGAGAAACCGUGGAGCGUGAGCACGGUGUGGGACGGAGGUGCAUUUCCUGAAGCUCAGGAAAGAGAGGUGGAAAGCGCUGUGAAGGAGGUCAUGGACGCGUUCUUCGGAGAGCAUCAAGGCGCGCGGCGGCCUGAUGCGUUCGGCGUGAACUGCACACUAUUUGCAGAUGUAGCACGCAUCGUGCGAGCCGCAUCAAACCAUCUACCGCUCGUCCUCGCAAGUGAUUCUAGAGAGGAGAAGCCGUGGCUGAUGGUCAAACCGAAUGGAGGGAAGGUGUAUGAUCCUGCGGCGAAGACUUGGUCGGAUGAUCCCCGCGCAGGCGGUGAGGGUUGGGAAAAGAGGCUGGCGACACUCGCAAGGGCGACUGAAGCGAUUGGCGUAUGGGGUGGUGUGCUAGUGGGAGGGUGCUGCAAGACGGGAUUCGAGGAGAUUCAGAGGCUUGGGGAGGCGCUGUGA
Messenger RNA from Peniophora sp. CBMAI 1063, 1110 nucleotides. NCBI's taxonomy places the organism in Eukaryota, Fungi, Basidiomycota, Agaricomycetes, Russulales, Peniophoraceae. The record is from the annotation of a GenBank genome assembly.